GGGAAAAUGGGCUUAAGCUAGCUAGAAGAGGAAUCACUCUGUAACCAAAUUCCUUUGUUGGUAUCGCAACCAGACCAUCGUGAACAGGCUUUCGACGACGGAUACGCAAUUGCUAGCUUUGGGAUGAAGAUCACCAUCUUUUUCAACAACAUAGACACGAGAUAAAACUUGCAUCUUAGCUGAAUCGAUGAAAGCUCUGAAUGAAAAUAAGGCAUCUCUUGGAUGGAGAGUGGUGUAUGCAUGGGUUGGAGAUGAUCCUUGUGGAGAUGGUGAUUUACCUCUAUGGUCUGGUGUUACAUGUUCAACGCAGGGUGAUUAUAGAGUAGUUACUGAAUUGGAAGUUUAUGUUGUUUCAAUUGUUGGCCCAUUUCCUACUGCUGUCACUAAUUUAUUAGAUCUUACUAGACUGGAUCUGCAUAAUAACAAGCCGACAGGACCUCUUCCUUCUCAAAUUGGGCGUUUGAAGCAUCUUAAAAUAUUGUGUAAUCCUUUACUUGUAUACUCCUAUUGAAGUAUCUAUAUUCAAUAGCUAUUAUGAAGUGAUAUUUAUGUUUAGGGCUUAUGCUCCGUCUCCGAAUAGCCUGUUUCUCCAGUUUCAGGAUUAACAUAUACUCGUAGGCUUAUAUUCUAGAAAAUAAAAAGAGAGUAGGUUUAUUGUCAAGGAAAUGUCCCUUCACUUUUUUUUUUGAGAAGGUAACAGUCUUGUAUUAUAUUCCAAAAAAUCAAACCUGCCACACCUUGUUACAGGAAAUGUCCCUUAGCUAAGAAGUCCUUUUAUACUUCUUUUAGGAUUGUAUUAGAUGUAUAUCUCAAUAUCUACUUUCUGUUUCCCUUAUCAUACCUUUAAGUUUUCCUUUGUCCAUAGGAACCUCCACUUUGUCCAGAAUGUUAACUUUAAAAAUUACUUUUAUUGCUAUUUUACCCAACAUACUAAUAUGAAAUUAUAUCCUCUAGUUUCCUAGUGUGUUGUAAUGUUGCACUAUUGAUUAGUUCCUUCUCUUGAUUCUUUUUACCAGAAACGUAAGGUGGAAUAAGCUGCAAGAUGUCAUUCCACCUGAAAUAGGUGAACUAAAGCUGUUAACAUCUGUGAGUGCUUUUUCAGCUUCUCUAGCUGUACUCUUUAUCCGUAGAUCUAUUUUGUUGUUAUAGACUAAUAAGGGUGAUCAACUAAUAACUAAUAGGUAUAUUGUUCAGCUACCUAAGUUUUAAUAAUUUGAAAGGCGAAAUACCUAAGGAGUUUCUAAUCUUCCUGAACUUCGUUAUCUCCAUCUGCAUGAAAAUCAUUUUAUUGGACGAAUAAUAUUAGCGGCAUAUGUACUAUAGCAAUUUGGUUUGAAUACUAGUUAUGUUGGGAUUAGUUAUGCUGGAAUAAGUUAUACUAGGAUAAGUUAUGAUGGGAUUAGUUUUUUAUUGCUUGUUUGGUUUGUCAUAGUCAAACUAAUAUUCAUUGUAUAAUUUUUUAGGAUAAGUUGUUUGUUUACAAAAUACCCUCACCCUAUUUAAAUUUUUUUUUUACAGUUUCUUUGCAAGCAUUAGUUAUUCAUUCUUA
Solanum stenotomum is the source of this 1549-nucleotide messenger RNA. Its product is annotated as somatic embryogenesis receptor kinase 2-like. The transcript is spliced from 4 exons. NCBI's taxonomy places the organism in Eukaryota, Viridiplantae, Streptophyta, Magnoliopsida, Solanales, Solanaceae. The record is from RefSeq and is a predicted model, not a curated record. Bases 188 to 511 code for a protein of 107 amino acids.